Sitodiplosis mosellana (orange wheat blossom midge) is the source of this 5061-nucleotide messenger RNA. RefSeq names its product slo-interacting protein 1 (gene Slip1). The coding region runs from base 1443 to 4322 and encodes 959 amino acids. The record is from RefSeq and is a predicted model, not a curated record. The transcript is spliced from 8 exons. NCBI's taxonomy places the organism in Eukaryota, Metazoa, Arthropoda, Insecta, Diptera, Cecidomyiidae. Gene Ontology annotation, molecular function: protein binding.
AGUUUCGUUUAGACCGUAGUUGCGUUCGAACGUCAUGUGAAUAUUGUCUGUGAACGAGGGAAGUUCAAAUCAUUGUCGUGCAUUUAUUCUAAAUAAAAUUGUCGAUGUUUUUUUUUUCAAUUGUGGAAAAUUGAUGUUACUUGAUAUCUGUUUAUGUGACAAAAUAAUAUUUAUUUUCGGAUGAAAACAAUAAAAAAAAAUGAGUAAAACCAGAAAAGAUUUAGUGGGUGCUUAUUAGAAAAAACAAAUCUUUAUUAACACAAGAUAACAUUGAAAUUUCAAUUUUCUUCCAACGAUUGUAAUUUAAAUGAACAAUUUUUUUCCAUCGACAUUUGUGAAGACUGAAUAUUUUUUGCUGGCAUUUAAAAUUGUUUCAAUAAAGAGGUAGAAUCAAUCGUCCAUGUUGUGGUUUUCACUGUGGGCAAAACCGGUGUUAAAUGUGAAAUGUGAAAUGUAGAAAUAAAUAAGGUUGUUCGGUUCGGUGUGUGUAAAACAUUUUGUAAAUUCAAUUCUCGGAUCAUAGUAAAUCCAAAUUUUCUUCUAAAUUUAUAGUUAUUUAUCUCUAAUAAAUAUAUAUAUAUAUUUAAACCUAAUGUUCUGGUAAUUUCAAACGCAACAAUAUUAGCAUUUCUGGCUAUUUGCUGAUAGCAUCGUUUAGUGAACCCAAUAUAAUAGAGAAAGAGCGAGAAAGGGAGUGCGCGCAUGGAAUACUUGAUUUGUUCUGUGUGUGUGCCCGUCGCUCCCCCAAAUGAAUUGUUAAAACUCUCCAUGGUAAAAACAAAGGCGUUCAAGUAAAAAUGCACACUGUAAAACUGACGCCUUGGCUGCUGUGCAAGCAUCAAACGAUAUUUUAUCGUUAAUUGCAAAUAUAAAUAACCUCGAGAGAGUAAUAUACACACUAACAAUCUAUUCAUACGGACCGUUUGCAUUUUAUGCAUGCCUCCGUGCACAUUUACAAAAGAAGUGAACAAAAAAAUAUUACCCAACCGACAACAACAACAACAACAAGUCUCGAAAAACGAGAUUCGCAAAUAAAUGGAAAAUACGAAGAAAAAAACGACAGGAAAGGAAAAUAGGAUAGCAGCACCAACAACAGUAAUAUUAAUAAUAACGAAUAGAGAGGGAACGCGCUUUGACAACAGAGAAAAACUGUUGACUGCAACGCAAGUGGAAUGCAAUUCAGCAUUCGCUUCGAAAUACGAAGGGAAAUAAAUUUGUGCUGUGCGAAAUAAAAUCGAACAAGAAAAGAAAAAGAAUUGAGAGUCGCCGGAGAGCAAAGCAAAAAAAAAACGGCAGCAACACAAUUGAGUGAUCAACUGCACGGAAAAGUGCGGAAUUUAUGCGAAAAACUGAUUUCUUUUCGGUUCGGUCAACACUACAGCGGCCGAUUCAAGAGAAUUAAUUUCACUUUUUUCUGAUCUCCAUUCAGACAUAAAACCACCAUGGCCGGAAUGAAUUUCAUUAUUUUAAAGGUGAACGGUAGAGAUGUCAGUAAUUUGGCACAUGAAGAUGCAGUAAGUGAAUUCCUGAGAGCAGAUGAGCCAAUUUUAGUUUUAGUUAAACGACGUGAUGCGCAAUCAACAUCGAAUUCGAAUGUAAUUGGCAGUGGUAUAAAGUCGGCGACACCGACAAAUGAAAUGUCAGCAGCGACCAAAUUAUCAAGUGGAAAAUCAAUUCUAUUCGGCGCACCGCAAUUAGAUGAGGAGCAAAAAUCAAACGAAACCACGUCAGUCGCAAUACAAACGGAGCUGAUGUUGUGUGACUUUGAUAAUGAAUAUAUUUGUCAACGUAACGAAUCCCCAAUGAGAGUGGUCCCCACCAAUAAUUUGAAUGAUAUUGAAAUAAAUCACAGCGGUCAACGCAAUGGCAAUAAUAAUAAUAAUAAUAACAACAACAACGGGCUACAUCAUUCACUGCACCAUUGUGCCACAUUGCUGAACGAUUGUAUUGUACCACCUGAAAUAGAUAUCGAGGAAGUAACACUGCGUAAGAAUAACAGUGAUGAACGUAUCGGAUUAACGGUGAGCUACAGUUCCGGAAAUGGCUCCGGCUCAGGAUCAGAUGAUGCUGAAACAUGUACGGAGGUAUACAUUAGUGAUAUAGCGGAAAAUAGUAUAGCUGCAAGGGAUGGACGGCUACGGCAAGGCGAUCAAAUUCUACAAGUUAAUGGACGUGAUGUAUCGUCGAAAGAGGAUGCCGAAACACUAUUCUCAGAGAAUAAAAAUGCUGUUACGCUACUUGUUAGUCGAAGUUUCUAUACGAGCGAAGAAUUCUCACAGAGCGACAAUGAUAAUGCUGACUAUUUCGAUGAUUGUGAGCGAAUUCAAAAUACGAUGUACCAAAAUGGUUAUUUGCAGAACGUUUUUAAUAGUACCGCUUUGACUGGUUCAGCAUCGAGCGAAAUGAUAUGUGAAAUGGGCGCCGGCACCAAUGACAACAAUCAAAAUGUUUCUGAAUCGCUAAGCAAGAGCGUUGAUGCCAUUAAAAAUACCAACACAUUGUCGUCCAAGUCAUCCAGUUCAAAUCAAUCGGAACUACUAAAUCUAUUACCACACUAUCAACCGAGAUGGCAUCAUCAACUAAUGCAUUCGCCAUUUGCCGUACGAAAUCCAUUGCAUCCUUCGAUUAUCAAAGCACAUUUGGAAUCGGUGAACCAUGAAAUCGCCCAAUUAGACUCACGUAUUGAAAGUAUUUUAUUGAAACAACAUCAGGCAAUGAAUCAACAAGCAAUUGCCGAAGCGGCUGAAAUAAAUGCAUCGACUAUUUACCGAAAUCCCGUUGACACAAUGGUUAAUUCGAAUGAGAUCGAUCCAAAAUCGAAUGCAUCCACAACGGCUACAUCAUCAGCAAAUGAUACAACUGUGAUAAGUGCAUCGCCAACGGCAGCAGUAGACAAUAAAUUUUCAAGUAUGGACAUUUCGAAUGGCAGUGGUAAUACACAAACGGCAAACCCAAUAAAACCAUCGGCUACGUCACGUCGCUAUCCAACCCAAUAUCCACCGCAAAUCGAUUCAGAUACCGAGCACAUCUACGAAACAAUACCCGAAGAUUCCGAAUCCGAACCCAUUUAUUGUUCGCCAUAUCGAGGCGAAACGGACACUGAACAAAACCUAGUGCAUGAAUGGCUAAAUAUGAAAGAUGGAGAAAAACGGUGUAUCGAUGGUAAGCCCGGCAACUGGACACGUAGCACAAAAAGUAAUUCAAGUGUCGAAGACCACGAAAACAGCUCGAGCGCCUACAACACGGGCGGUUCAUGCAACAGUAAUCAUCAGUUAACGUUAGAAUUGAGCGACACAAACAAUGAUGAUGGCAACAAAACGCUUGUAUUCUGUCCCACAAAGCAUCUUCAACCGAAAUUCCCAGGACAACAGCACGAAUCAAAAUCACCGACCGUUCGACAGUCGAGCGCAGCUAUCAAAAAAGAAAAAGUGCUAAGCCCAACACAUAAUAAUCGACGUGCAGACUGUCAUAAUGAACACACCACCACAAGGAAAUCCAAUUCAAAUAAUCAAGAAUCGUCUGCUGUUCGGAAUAGCUCAAGUGCACCGAUAGCUGGCACAGGCAGCGGAGGGGAAACAAUGUACACGAAUUUGGCGAAUUUGCAACAGACAAUGCUACUACAGCAGCGAAUGUUUUUGCAAGCCCUAUGCCAGCAAAAUUCAAUUGUUAAAAACACAAAUCAAAAGAACAAUGAAGCAAACAACGAUCCAACCCAAAAACACUUUAUCGCUCCCAGUUUGAGUCAAUACCGAUUCGUUAGUGGGCAACAGGCAUAUACACAUACGCUUCAACCGCAACCGAGUGAAGAGCGCAUGGAAUGGAAAGUAAAGCGUCGACCUGAUGGCAGCAGAUACAUCGUCCGUCGUCCGGUGCGAAAUCGAACUUUACGUGCGGCUCGUGCAUCGAAAAUCAACGAAGAGCGAACCAAUGAUCAAACAACCGAAGAUGAUACAAUAUCUGAAGUGAAAAUGGGACGAUACUGGACGAAAGAAGAACGAAAAAAGCACAUGGAAAAAUCAAAAGAACGUCGACAACGACAAGAAUCUUUAAUUGCGUCGAAAAAUCAGCAAAUGCAUGACAUUUCACACGCGACACUCAAUCAAUAUUACCACCCUCAGCUACAACAGCCCACGCAGGCAACCAUCGUCGAUAAGAAAACAUUGAAAAAAAAGAAAGAACAAACACCAAAUGCGAUUGGAGCCACCACUCCGCAUGAAUCGAAUAUGCAAAUCAUACCAAAUCGUAAUAGUAAUGGUGCUACAACAAACGCUUCGGUUGACGUCUCAAAAUUAUCGGGAAUUCUCUCCGUGACCACAGUAUAAAUGUGCAUUUGAUGUUUUUUUGUUUGGCAUUUUCACGGUUUUUGUGGAAAACCCAAUUUGCAAAAUGUUUUCUAAUUUGGUGAAGAAGAACAAAGCCGACCGAUGAAAAUCUUAUGCACCAUUUGAACGUUGAUAAAUUGAAGUCGAAAGGAUGAAAUCCCUUUGGGUGGUUGAAGCACUAUACUGAACAUAAAUCACUCCAAUGCAAUCAACGAUUCAUUUAUCAUGAUUAUGAGAAUAUUAUGCUGUUAUCAUGACAACAUACUGUACGUAAGUCUUGUGCCGUAUUUAACAUUGAGAAAACCAAAACUUUUUGUAUAUGAACUAUUCAAUUUUAAAACAAAUAUGUUUAAAAAAAAUUUAUCGAAUUUUUAGCCAAGUAUAAAAGGAGAAUAUGUGUAUUAAAAGUAUGAACUAAAAUGUAUUUGGUUUUUAAUAAGCCAAUGCAAAAUUAUGAUUCACAAUACAAUCUAAUAGAUUUACAGCUUAAGUAUGAUUACAAAUUUAUUCACCUUGAGAGACGAAUGAAAGCAAAAAAGCAAAAAAAAAUCAAGCCAUUCAGAUGGAAUAUUCCAAAUACAGUCAAAAUAGGUUAUUCACCCAUUUCACUUAGCAAUUGUAGAAACUGCAAUCUUGUUUUAUUUUCAAAUAUAUGGGGGCAAAAUGCCAUAAAGAUAUAUUGAUGUCUCACAAUGACGAUAAAGAUUAAUUUUGGAAAUAAAUCAAAAUAUUUGAAAGC